Molecule: messenger RNA, 777 nt
Organism: Mucor velutinosus
Lineage: Eukaryota; Fungi; Mucoromycota; Mucoromycetes; Mucorales; Mucoraceae
Product: BAR domain-containing protein
Exons: 1
Coding region: 1-777 (258 amino acids)
Source: RefSeq, a predicted model, not a curated record
AUGUUUGUCAUCAAAAGAAGCCUUCAAUUAAAUCAGAAAAAAGUGUAUCCUCUUGCUUUCAAGCAUCAAUUAAAGCAGCAGCAACAACAGCAAAGAUAUGUGCCAUUGGCUCAAAACAUCAGCAUGGUACAGAGACGCCCAUUGUCGAUUUGGACCAUUCCCAAGAUCAUAUUAGCAACACAAGGUAAAAAGAACCGUGGUCUUAUUCUGGGUACAUUGGGUGCUGCUACGUUUCUCAGCUCCUUUCUGGGUCCUGUCGUAUGGGUCACCGUGGGCGGUGCUGCUUCUUUAAUGUCAUGGCGAUUGUUUAGAAAGGCAAAGAGUUGGUGGAACUAUCUGACGCCAUCUAAACCAGAUGCAGAUACUCUCAGCAACAGUAAUCAAGAGGAACCGUCGCUUUCUCAAGCAUUGCUCUCCAAAAUUGGCACGCAUCAUGCUGAGGAGCUUAUUCGAAUGGAGGCCAUCAAGAGCCUCAAGAACUAUUUCGAGACAUCCAGCAAAGGCAAGCAAGUGCUAGAGGAAUUUGGCUUGGAUCAUCCUCGUGAUCUGGUAUGGGAGGAUGUACAUAGAUCAGAAACUGUCAGGUUGGAUGGCGGAAAGAAACAUAGAGUGUCUGUCAACUUUUGGCUGGAGGAUCAGACGUCCAAAGGACCCAAAGGUGGUACUUGUGAAGUGUCUGCCAGUGCACUGGUGAGUGGGCAAGGCAACAUUGAUCUGGAGCAAGUCAAGCUGAGCUCCCCGGACUGGCAUCAAGAUGAGAUCAUCUCUCUUGCGUAG